Molecule: messenger RNA, 1187 nt
Organism: Penaeus chinensis
Lineage: Eukaryota; Metazoa; Arthropoda; Malacostraca; Decapoda; Penaeidae
Exons: 8
Coding region: 1-990 (329 amino acids)
Cellular component (GO): neuron projection
Source: RefSeq, a predicted model, not a curated record
AUGAAUCCCGCUUUCGAGAGUAGUCUCAGGAUCCGCGAGGCAGAGCUUUUGUCUUGCUUUAAAGGAAUAGACGUAGACGUGCGGUCGCCAUCUUUGCUGUCCGUCAGAAUCCAGAUAGAUGAGGCAGCCGCGGACACGUCGCGGGAAGCGAAUGCUUCUUACACAGUUCCUCUCAAAUGCUUCGUAGAAAAAAAUAUUCAAUUCCACCGAAGAGAGCAGUGGCCAGAGAAAGUCCUCUACAUCCUUGAAGGAAUUUGGUCUGCACAAAAGAGGCGAAGUCCAACUUAUUUCGCCCCGCAGAUGCACGUCCCGAACCAGCUGGUGGGUGCGCCCAAGGGCACCAACGUCCGCCUCGAGUGCUUCGUGGAGGCGCACCCAAAGGCCAUUACGUACUGGGAGUUCAACGACGCCAUGGUCAUGAACACGUCCAGGAUUACCACGCAGACGCUCGAGAACCAUUACAAGAUUCAUAUGAUACUCGACAUCCGAGAUUUGGACGACGGGGACUUUGGAAUGUAUAAGUGCAUCUCCAAGAACUCCAUUGCGGAGACAGACGGCUCAAUCACCCUCAAUAAGACCCCCCGCCCGACGACGCCCCCCCAGAUGAAGCAGAGCAGGCCCGACACUUACGACGCGGACGGCGACAUCCACUACCGCAGCCGAGGCCGCCCCGGAAGAAAAGAGCACUACAACAGACAGGAUCCUCAGCAGGGGAGGAGACGGCCCCAGGACCUGGACGGCAUCAAGGAGGAGAGGGAAGAGGAGGAGAGAAGAGAGAUGGAGGAAGAACCGGAGGAAAACGCAGGAGCUCGAGCGGCGGAGACUGGAGCACGACUACAACAGAGGCCAACUGAACGAGCAGGCCACCAGGGUCACUCACACGCCAGCGAGCGCCGGCGUCGAGGCGACCCCGAGCGGCCUCCUCCUCUCGGCCAGCGUGCUCGCCGCCCUCGGGUUAGCUUGGUUUCCUCGACAUUAACAGCUUGUUAACGAUGUAGUCCUUUUGCUUCUAUUCGUAUGCUUAUUGUUUCUUAUUUUUUCUUGUUUCUCUGUACGGGUAACCUUAAGUAGAAUCACAUGCUCAUGAGUUCUCAUUGUAUAUAUAUUGUUCAUAUAUCAACUAUCCUGUAUAACUUGCUAUGUAAAAUCUAUGUGUAAUAAGAUUCAAUGUAAAUAAAAACAUUGUU